GGCAAUGGGGAGAGGAGCAUUUGCGAGUUGUUAAUCCCCCGCCGCGUGCUUCGACGAAGGUGUGCUCUGCGAUUAGGCUGUGUAUUCUGGGCGUUUCUUCUCCGCCGGCUUCGCGGUUCUUCCCCCGUUCCCAUAUCUCUCUUUCUCUCGCUCUCGCUAUGAUCCCACUGCUGAUUGAUCGAGGAAGAUCUACCGUCUUCCCCCGAACAUAACGCACCCUGAUAAUGAAUGUAUAAAUACUACCUUCCCGUCCCGAUGCAGUCAAGAUGAUGGUGCGGUGUGUUCGGGGGAAGAGCCUCUAGGUCAACUCACGCUACGAGACACGCUCUGGUUCCUUUUUUUCUCACAAAGGGUUUCUUUUACUCCGAUGCUACUUUUCGGUCGUGCAGAUCGACCGAACGUCUAUUCUCUCUAUCCCUGUUCCUCUUUUCCUCCUCCUCCUCCACCUCCAUCUCCUCCUCUUUAUUCUGCCCCGUCAUCGUUGUUGUUCUCUGCCUGCACGCUGGUGCGCCUUCCCGGGUGUCCUUUUUCAUCCUCUCUAAUAAGCUUUUUCUUCGGUGGCGGGAUCCCUAUCUGUUCUCCUUUUCACGUCGUUCGUUCCCGCGCCUAUUUUCCCGCGUUGCGCCCUCCAGUGGACGGUGAGCGAGGAAGGGAGGGGGAAGACUGUGGGAGAGGAGAGAGGAGGAGAGGAGAGGGUCCUGUCUUAGUCAGGACACAUCGCUUGUUCAGCUAGUUGACAAAGCCGAGUAUUGUUGUUGUGGCUGGGAGCGGAGAUCGGUGGGCCAAAGUGUAAGGGAGCAGGGGGAAGAGGAGGAGGAGGAGGAGGAGGAGGAGGACAAGGAGAAGGAGACCAGCCGCAAUUGGUUCUACAAGGGUCGGUCGAGGGUCUGUCAUCUGCGUCAGUGGCGCGCUUGAGAAAACGGAAUUUUUCUGACGAUUAACGGAAUUUUUCUGUCGAUUAACGGAAUUUUUCUGUCGAUUAUCACUCUACUGAUCAGGAGAAGAAGGGGCACAACAGACACGCAGCACAGGGAAGAACCGGCAUACGAAGAAGAAGAUGAAGGAGAAGGAGACGUAGAAGAAGAAGAAGAAUGAGAGAUUGAUCGUCAGUGUUGGGAUUCCGCUGUGUAGACACGUACAAACUACGCGAGAAACAAGGAGCAAAGAGGACUCAGCUAGCGACUUGCCAAGCUAGCGACCUGCCACGUCAGCAGGAAGUGUGACGGUGACACAAAGAGAAGUCAGCGAGCGGAGAGGGGGGAGCAGGAGGGGGAGAGCAGCGGGGAGGGGGAGGGGUUUGAGUGGGAAGGGUUUCCAGAUUAGGCAAAGUGGCGGACCUUAAUCAUUUAAACUCGCCGCGCCGCGGUUGGCCGCGAGAAGAAGAAGAGAGAGUCCGUUACAAUGCCCUGGAAAGGGGUGCCGCCGCCGCCGCCCCUGCAUCAGGGAUCGUUGAGAGUGCCGCGGCCACGGAUAGAGAGUGGAACACCAGCCUAGUCAAGGCGUUUUUAGCCUGUCUGUUGCUGGCGCUCUUUCUGCCAGAGAUUCCGUUGCCGUUAAUCUUCGCGGUGGGAAUCCCGAUCUCCUGUCGGAACCUCAUUUGGGACGCGGUGGCAAAGGGCGCGAGAGCGGUGGGCGCCGCGCUCGGGGUCGUGGCGGGGCGGGCCGCGUGCAGCAUUCGGGCGAUGGGCAACAAGAGAUCGAGACCAGUGACUACCGACGGGGCUGGGGAAGGGGAGCCGACACUUCACAAUUUGCUGGUCAAGUUUGUCGAAGAUGAAGGGAAGGGAUUGAGUAUGGAAGGCUUGGAGGAGAUGGCGAUUUUGUUGCAAAGUGCUCUUUCUGCAUGUAUAAAAGCGAAGGAGCGGAAGGCUGCUUGGCUAUGUCGUGUGUGUUUGGACAGUGAGGUCCGUGUUGUCCUGAAGCCGUGCCGGCACGCCUGCUUGUGUGAGGAGUGUAGCAAUCAGCUUGUUGCUUGUCCCAUAUGCAGAAUAAAAGUGACCGGCCGCGAAAAGUUCAUUCUUUCAUGAGAACACCCGGAAGUGUGCAGAAGUGACACGGAGAGUGUGUGUGUCAGUGUGUGUGUGUGUGUGUGUGUGUGUGUGUGUAUGUGUGUGUGUGUGAGAGAGAGAGGGGGGCGGGGCGGGGGCGGUAGUUUGUGUACACGGAGACAGAACGGGACAACCUGCGCAGGUGCUGGGCUUCGGCCGGCCUGUCCUUGCUCAGCAGUGUCGAUGCAUGUAUAUGCGUGUGCGUAUGGUGCCGUCCUGUCGUCUGUGAUCUUUCCGUGGCUUCCGGAUCCCAUGCCCAAUGUCGUGCGGCAGAAAUGAGCAUGACUUCGAGGCAGGUGGGAGGGGGGAAAAUUGUAAGAUGCUGCCUGGUCAGGCCAGCCUGUCUAAAUAUUUGCAAGGUGCAGCCAGCCUUGAUGAUGCAACGGCUUCCGGAACGUUCAUUGAUGCAACGGCUUCCGUAACGUUCAUUGCAGGCGUCCAUCUUCAGAGCUGUUGGGAGCAAGCUGCACUUCAUUUGGAAGUAUUGUUCAUUCCAUUCAGGACUCUUUCAGAUUCUGCUUUUCUUUUUCAUGUUUGGAUUUUGUCAAUUCCGUUAAUUUUAUUUGUUUCCUUGAUUUCAUCUUAUCUCAAGUCUUGAGAGAGAGAGAGAGAGAGAGAGAGAGAGAGAGAGAGGGGGUGGAUGGAUGGAGGAGGGAGAGAGAAAGAGAGAGAGAGAGAGACAGAGAGAGAGAGAGAGAGAGAGAGAGAGAGGGUGGAUGGAUGGGGGAGGGAGAGAGAGAGAGAGAGAGAGAGAGAGAGAGAGAGAGAGAGAGAGAGAGAGAGAGGGGUGGAUGGAUGGGGGAGGGAGAGAGAGAGAGAGAGAGAGAGAGAGAGAGAGAGAGAGAGAGAGAGAGAGGGUGGGUGGUGGGUGGAGAAAUGAUGUUGCUUUGUUCCUUGCCGGAAGUGGCUUAAUUGUAGGGUUUCCUGCAUAGAGGAUGGCCAGCGCAUCAUUACUACUUCCGCCUACUGGCCUGUCUCUUCGAUUCUCUUUUCCUGCUGUCCCACACCACCAUCCCUUUGCCCCCCACCUUUCCCCCCCUGUACGUUUCGGCCCUCUCCGUCUUUUAAGGAAAUCAUCUCAGAAUUUCUUGCAUGCUCGGCGUCAUUGAUUGGCAUUUUCGCUUUUGCUGUCUAUUUGGCGGUGCAGUUCGUGGUGUAGGAUUUGCGAAGAACGGGUAGGUUUCAGUAUUAAUUCGAGAGUUCUCUUCUUUGGUUGGAAAAGGAGAGAGUUGAUUCAAUUGCCGGAAAGUCGAUCCAUCAUUGUUCGAUAGCCAUCCUCCCAGUCGAUCAUCGUCUGGGGCAUUGUUUUUUUCCCCCUGUUGCCCGACUGUUUUGGAAUCUUUCUGACUGUCUUUUUUGGUCAGCAGUUUGGAAACUUAGCUGUGCUUCCAUUUCCACCCCUCUUCUUUGUGCUUCCAUUUCCACCCUUGUCGGUGGUCGACGAUGGAUAUGGAGCAUUGCUGGGGGUGGGAAGAAUGUCAUUGCUCCCAAUGCAACUAGACGGG
Messenger RNA from Chara braunii, 3553 nucleotides. Lineage: Eukaryota; Viridiplantae; Streptophyta; Charophyceae; Charales; Characeae. The record is from the annotation of a GenBank genome assembly.